AUGACCAAAAAGACCAAUAACAAGAACAAGAAUACACCAACUCAAAAGAAGAAAACUACUACUCCCUCUUCUCAUUCCGCAACCCAUCAUAAAUCCACGGAGCAGCCAAAACCUGUGAUUGAGGCUCAUCAUGAUGAAGAAGUGGAACAACAACAACCAUCAGAAGUUCAAACACCACCAUCAUCCGAUGAGAUGAUCCAAAUUUCAGAAACAACACAUACAACUACUACUACUGAAAAGACUGAUACAACACCAAUUUCAUCACCCGUGGAUCAAGAAGAGUCUUCAACCACUCAGGAAUCAACCACUGAAAGUAGCGUUACGGAACCAGUUGAAGUAAAGGAAGAGGUGAUUGUAGCAUCGUCCGAUGAUGCUUUGUCCUCCACUGUUGUUCCUGAAUCAACACAUGAGCCUGUUUCUGAUGAAGCUUCUAAACAAGAGGAACAACAACCUGCAACUCAAGUUGAGGAAACUCAAGAGUCAUCAUCUCAAGAACCACAGGUCAUGACAGAAACAACCACUCCAGAAGAAUCAUCACCUUCAACAGCACAAGACAGUGAAGCUGACAAUCUCAUUCAAUCCACAAUCUCAACCUCGGACUAUGUCAUGGUCAAUAGUGUGCAAGCUUUGAGCGAGAGCAUGAUGCAAAAUUUGAAUGAAGACGCUUCAAGCCCACCAUCUUCAUUGACAAACUCUCUCAUGAAUACAUCAACGACAGUUGAAUUAAAUUCCGAUGCUAUUCAAGUGAAGGAGGAUCAUUUUGAAUUGAACGAAGAUUUGGGUAAAAGUGUUGAGUUUGGAAAUAAGGAUGAGGAAAAACCUACCAAUGAAGCCAUUCAGAACGUUGAUGCAACCUCGACUGUUGAAGAAUCUCAACCUGUCACUCAAAAUGUGGAAGAUUUAAUUGAAUCAUCACCCGUAGUGGUUGUGGAAGAAAUUAAAGUUGCUGCUGAACCAAUUCCUGAAACAGCUGCAUUAGAAGCCACAACAUCUACUCCAGAAGACAUUUUACAAAAAGUAUUGUCAAGCACUGAAAUUUCACCAGAAACUUCUCAGCAAGAAGCACCUAAAGACGCCAAUGAUGACGUGACUCCUUCAUCAACAGCCACUCCUACACCAAAUGAAACAAAACCAGUGAACAGUGCAACUACUUCCACAGCUUCCGUAAUUGAUGAACAGUUAUUGGAAAAGUUAUCGAAUGAAUUCUUUGGGGAAAAAUCAGAAAUUAGAAGUGUAGUUCAUGAUAAGGCUGAAACAGUUGAUUUGUAUCAUCAAUACAGAGAACAAGAUGAAAAGACAAAGAAGAAGAAAUUAGCAAGUACUGCCACAACAACGACGGCCACCACUACUGCUACUACUUCAAGCACUACAACAACCACUCCUAAGAAAACUGUAACUACUGUAACCAAACCAAAACAAAGUGGAUCAUCCUAUGGAUGGUUAUUAGGAGUUGGAGCUUUGGCUGCCAGUGCUGUCAUUGGAAUUUUUGCUGCCAGAAAAUUGAAAUUCUUCUAA
This is a messenger RNA of Naegleria lovaniensis, 1515 nucleotides long. RefSeq lists its product as uncharacterized. Bases 1 to 1515 code for a protein of 504 amino acids. The transcript has a single exon. Lineage: Eukaryota; Heterolobosea; Eutetramitea; Acrasida; Naegleriidae. The record is from RefSeq and is a predicted model, not a curated record.